UGUUUAAUUCUUCUGGGCAUCUCUCUAACAAACAAGUAUUCUUUAGAGCUCAACUCAAUAAUCAAUACAAUUUUCUUAGUUUACAGAGCAAAUAAUUACUUUCUGGGAUUACUUCAUAAGGCCAGGGAGAUGUAUAUAUAUAGUGCGGAGAGAGAAGACUGAGAACCAUCUACGCAACUCCAGUCACAUCUUUGCAAGUAGCAGACUAUACGACCAUCUCUACUAUGAAGACAACACAAAGCGUUGCCCUUCUUGGGCUUGUGCUUCUCAGCUGCCUUUCUGAUAUUGUUAUUGCUCGACAAAGGGCCUCCUGCGGCAUGUACCGCUUGUCUACGAAAAUGCAGCUUGCCUGUCCCCGCAACUACGAACCCGUCUGCGGGACCGAUGAUGUGACCUACCCCAACGAGUGCUCCCUCUGCAGAGAAAUCUUCCUUAACCGAGCCAUCGACAAGAAGCAUGAUGGAAGAUGUGUUAAGCUCGACUGUACCGGCCACCUGAAAGCCCGCAAUGGUCAUGAGACUCCCUGCACCCUGGAGUACAUGCCUGUCUGUGGCACCAACGGAGUUACCUACACAAACCGCUGUAGUUUCUGCAAUGCUGUGGCGAAUGGAGUGGACGUAAACCUGCGCUACAUUGGAGAAUGCUUCGAGGAGAUUGACUGCAGUGAACACAAGGGUAAAAAUCUCAUCUGCACCGCCGAGUAUGACCCCCUUUGCGGCUCUGAUGGCAGAACUUACGGAAACAAGUGCCAAUUCUGCAAUGCAGUUUCGCUUAGCCGGGGAACUCUGGCCCUCAAACGCCGUGGUGAAUGCUGAGUGCUGGAGCCAUACCCUUUGCCCUGACUUUUCCCUUACAGAUCCUGCAAUCAAACACACUCUUCCCUGCUCCCUUGACCAUCAUGCAUUGGUCUCUGCUUUGAUUGAUCAAUAAAUUAA
This is a messenger RNA of Athene cunicularia (burrowing owl), 935 nucleotides long. RefSeq names its product ovomucoid-like. NCBI's taxonomy places the organism in Eukaryota, Metazoa, Chordata, Aves, Strigiformes, Strigidae. The transcript has 8 exons. The record is from RefSeq and is a predicted model, not a curated record. Bases 225 to 815 code for a protein of 196 amino acids. Gene Ontology annotation, molecular function: protein binding; serine-type endopeptidase inhibitor activity.